AGCGGUUCGAAGCUCUCGGUAUCAAGCGUGCGGGGCUCCGUCAAGGAGCUGUUGGCGGCGUCGCAGGAGAAGAAGCGUAACUUCGUCGAGACCAUCGAGCUGCAGAUUGGUCUCAAGAACUACGACCCUCAACGUGAUAAACGUUUCUCGGGAACGGUCAAGCUUCCAAAUGUCCCUCGUCCGCGCAUGUCCAUCUGUAUCCUGGCUGAUGCCGCCGACAUCGAUCGUGCUAAGCAGAUCGACCUCGAGUACAUGUCGGUCGAUGAUCUCAAGAAGCUGAACAAGAACAAGAAGCUCGUCAAGAAGCUCGCCAAAAAGUAUGACGCAUUUCUUGCGUCCGAGACUCUCAUCAAGCAGAUUCCUCGUCUGCUUGGUCCCGGUCUGUCGAAAGCCGGCAAGUUCCCUACCCCGGUCGCCCACGCGGAAGACCUCUCGAACAAACUCCUGGAAGUCCGCUCGACGAUCAAGUUCCAGCUCAAGAAGGUUCUUUGCUUGGGUGUUGCCGUCGGCCAUGUCGAGAUGACUGACGACCAGGUGCUCGGGAAUGUCAUGCUGAGCAUAAACUUCCUGGUCAGUUUGCUCAAGAAGAAUUGGCAGAAUGUCAAGUCUCUUCACAUAAAGAGCACCAUGGGCAAGCCCAUCCGUCUCUUCUGA
Molecule: messenger RNA, 654 nt
Organism: Laetiporus sulphureus 93-53
Lineage: Eukaryota; Fungi; Basidiomycota; Agaricomycetes; Polyporales; Laetiporaceae
Product: 60S ribosomal protein l10a
Exons: 5
Biological process (GO): translation
Cellular component (GO): large ribosomal subunit
Molecular function (GO): RNA binding; structural constituent of ribosome
Source: RefSeq, a predicted model, not a curated record